This is a messenger RNA of Acanthocheilonema viteae, 1069 nucleotides long. Lineage: Eukaryota; Metazoa; Nematoda; Chromadorea; Rhabditida; Onchocercidae. The record is from the annotation of a GenBank genome assembly.
AUGAUUGACGAAGAAAUUGUUGCCAUAACAGGUGGUAGCGGAUUUCUUGCGCAACAUCUCAUUUCAUGUUUACAGCGGACGAAAGGAGCUAUUGUCGAGAUUCGAACCAUUGAUAGGAAUCCAUUCAGUAGAUUUCUCGAUUACCCGGCAUGUAUCCCUUUAAUACAUCAUCAAUUUGAUAUUUGUGAUGAAAAUGAGCUUAAAAAAGCGCUUAAUUCUGUGACAACUGUAUUUCAUUGUGCUGGUAAAUCAUUGGAAUAUUUACACGAUGGUAUCAAUCAUACCGAUCAAUAUUGGUAUGAUAAUACAAAUGCAACGGAAAUUCUGCUAAAAGUUAUGCAUGAAGAAAAGAUUCCACGUUUGAUUCACGUAAGUGAUGCGUAUGCAAGUUUACCAGAGGGUGAUAAUUACGGCUUAUCAGAGCAAAUGCAUCUCGGUUUUCCGAAUAGUUUCAUGCUUGGAAUAUAUGGACAGUCGAAAAUACGGGCAGAAAUGUGUGUUCGAAAAGCUGCUGCUAAAGGUCAAAUAAAUGCACUAAUCUUACGCCCUACAUUUAUCUACGGUGAAGGAGAAAAGCAUUUAUUGGGUUCAGCAUUAAAAUUAUGUUCAGCAUAUGGUGGUAUUCCAUAUUUACAGGAUGAAAGUAGAGGACAUCAUCAGUUUCUUUAUGCGGGUAAUAUGGCAGCGAUAAUGAAACGAGGAAUGGUAUGCUUGAAAGAAAGUCCGGAACGGUAUAAUGGUGAGGUUGUAAUUUGUAUGGAUUGUACACCGUGUAUACGAUUUGUUGAUUUUAUGGAACCAUUUUUGGAAGCAAAUGGUAUGAAACGUAUAAGUACAUUGAGCUAUUUACAAACGCAUUUAACGGCAAUAUUUUAUGAAAUUUUAAAUCGAAUUGCACCACAAAAAUCUUUCGGCCAUUUGACAUUAAUGGCAAACAAAUUUAUUAAUUGUUGGACAGUUGGAUUUUCCAAUCGUAAAUUACGUCUGUUGCUUGAUUUCGUGCCGCCAUAUGAACAAUCGCAAGCAGUGGAUCAGUCGCUAUGUUGGCAUCGCAAAAAUGGAAAAGCAA